CUUUAUACAGUCUCUGUGUGUCUGUUAUCUGUUAUCACAAGGUACCGCCGUCUGACUGUCCCCUCCACAGCCUGGAAUCAUGCACAGCAAGGGAAAUGCAUGCUGCUGCUCAUUUGACGAGUGCAAGUUGACCACAGAGUGGCUUAUGAGCAGAACUAGGCACAAGCCGAAGAUAGCUGUGGUGUGUGGCUCGGGGCUCGGCCUCCUCGCAGACAACAUCUCCAACAAGCAGGUCUUUCGCUAUGAGGACAUCCCCAAUUUCCCUGUGAGCACAGUUCCUGGGCAUGAGGGGCACCUUGUGUUUGGCCAUGUGAGGGACAAGUCCUGUGUCUUCAUGCAGGGGAGAUUUCAUCUAUACGAAGGUUACUCGCUGUGCAGGGUCACGUUCCCUGUGCGGAUCUUCAAGCUGAUGGGAGUGGAGACGAUUAUAGUAACGAAUGCCUCAGGAGGCCUCUGUCAGGACUUCAAAGUGGGAGACAUUAUGAUCAUCAAGGACCACAUUAACUUGCCUGGUUUUGCUGGACAGCAUCCACUGUGUGGGCCCAAUGAUGAACGCUUUGGAAUCCGGUUCCCCUGCAUGUCAGAUGCUUACAGUAAAGACCUGAGGAAGCUCACCCUGGACAUCAGCUCUGAGCUUGGCUACUCCAACUUUGUGCGAGAGGGUGUUUACUGCAUGGUCAGUGGACCCAACUUCGAGACCAUUGCUGAAGCACGAAUGCUACAUAUUCUGGGCAGCGAUUCUGUAGGGAUGAGCACGGUCCCCGAGGUGACGGUGGCCAAGCACUGCGGCCUGCGUGUCCUCGGCCUCUCGCUCAUCACCAACAAAGUGUCUCUGGACUACAGCCGCGAGGAGAAGGUCAAUCACGAGGAGGUGCUGCACAUCAGCAAGAUGAGGGCCGAGAUGUUACAGAAGGUGCUCUACACCUUCAUCACUCGCUCCCACCAAGAGGAGGCCAUCAACAGCAGCUAGACCUGCUCUAUCCGCUGUGUGUGGACUGAUGAGAUUAUGAAGAUACUAAAAAAGAGACUUUCAUCGUCCAGUUAAAUUUGAUCCUUUAAAUAAACCAUACAGCAUAUUUUCAGGUGUGAACUCAUAGACAACACGUGCAAAUUAUUGUACAUAUUAAUCUACAAAUUAUAUGUUGGGACAUCACAGAGGAAAAUAUAAUACAGCCAUGCUACAUGCUUGUUUGGCAACUUUAUCUAAUUUUAUCUUAACAGUAGUCCUUGCCCAUCGGUGAAGAUCUUAUGUACCCUCCACCCCAACACCAAAAGGCUGAAUAAUGUUUCAUCAGUGUAAUUGGUAGAUUAUUAUAAACAGGUUAAAAAGAAUUGCCUGGCUUUUGUUCAGGAUGGGGUCUGAUAUUGUAAAUAAAACUUUGGAAUGAUUCUCAUA
Molecule: messenger RNA, 1396 nt
Organism: Astyanax mexicanus (Mexican tetra)
Lineage: Eukaryota; Metazoa; Chordata; Actinopteri; Characiformes; Acestrorhamphidae
Gene: pnp4b
Product: purine nucleoside phosphorylase 4b
Exons: 6
Coding region: 80-970 (296 amino acids)
Biological process (GO): nucleoside metabolic process
Cellular component (GO): cytoplasm
Molecular function (GO): purine-nucleoside phosphorylase activity
Source: RefSeq, a predicted model, not a curated record